AUGACGGCGGCCUCGAGGCUGUCCUACAGGAACGCCACCGUAGCCCUGUGCGCCAUCAACGUCCUCGCGGUGGCGCUCCUCCUCCGCAGCCACUUCUCGUCCUGGCCGCGGAUCGCCGGCGGCCACCGGGAAGCCGUUGUCCCGUUAGAACCGCUAGGGUCGAGGAAUCCGUUCGAUUUGGCCCCAAAUUCAAGGUUCAUUUGGUCAUCAGGCGCACUGAGUGGAAAUACCGGGUGCUACUCUUUGGCAGCUCAGCUACGGUAUAUAUGGGAGUCCGAAGAGUUGCGCCGUGCCAUGGAGCCUGUGGAUUUGAUUAUGAGAGUGAAGGAAAUUGAGCAAGAAGCUUAUGGAGAGCCUGGCAUGUCAACAACGCAAGAAGGGACGGCUGCUGUUGACUUAUCAAAAAGCUCUGGAGGAGUGGCGCAAGCGGAAGAUGGAGCGUGCGAGGCAGCGGGCGAUCGAGAAGGACGGGAUGAUGCCCGGCGCGAAAACACCGUGAAGCAUACACGGGCACUAGAAAGAAGCAAUCCAGAACACAAAUGGGGGGCACUGGUAUUCUUCUUCUCCUGCCUUGCCCCGGGGGCUGCUGCGGCGAGGUUCGGCGACGUGUCCAAGGAGAUCAAGCGGGUGCGGAAGCAGAUGGAGGAGGACGAGCAGCUGGCCUCCCUCAUGCGCGGCCUCCGCGGCCAGAACCUCCGCGACGACCAGUUCGCAGACAAAGACGUCACCAUGCGCCUCGUCGAGGUGACCAACACCGAGGGGCUGCCUCUCGUGUACAGCCCCGAGAUCAUUUCGGCCUACUGGGGCAAACGCCCGGGCGCCGUCGCCACCCGAGCCGUGCAGCUCUUGUCUGUGGCAGGUGGUUUCAUCUCCCACAUCAUAUCAGACCUCAUCACCGACAAAAUCAAGGAGAACGAAGUGACGCGCGCGAUCGAGCUGAGGGAGAUCGUCACGUCUCUGGGCCCUGCUUACAUCAAGCUCGGCCAGGCGCUGAGCAUCCGGCCCGAUAUUCUGUCCCCUGCGGCGAUGACCGAGCUGCAGAAGCUAUGUGACAAGGUUCCAUCGUUUCCUGACGAUAUCGCAAUGGCUCUCCUGGAAGAAGAGCUUGGCCGGCCAUGGCAAGACAUAUACUCGGAACUAUCUCCCUCACCAAUCGCCGCAGCAUCACUGGGACAGGUAUACAAAGGCCGUUUGAAAGAAACUGGAGAACUGGUAGCUGUGAAAGUGCAAAGACCAUUCGUACUUGAGACUGUCACCAUAGAUCUAUUCAUCAUCAGAAAUUUGGGAUUGGUUCUCAAGAGAUUUCCACAGGUUGCCCUUGAUGUUGUUGGCCUAGUAGACGAGUGGGCUGCCCGAUUUUUUGAAGAACUUGAUUAUGUCAACGAAGGGGAAAAUGGCACCCGCUUCGCUGAAAUGAUGAGAGAAGAUCUUCCUCAGGUUGUUGUACCAAAGACGUACCCUGAAUAUACAUCCAGAAAAGUUCUUACCACAGGGUGGGUAGAUGGUGAGAAGCUUUCGCAAAGUACUGAGGAUGAUGUUGGGUCCUUGGUUAAUGUUGGUGUUAUAUGCUAUCUAAAACAGUUGCUUGAUACUGGAUUCUUCCAUGCUGACCCUCAUCCUGGAAACAUGAUUAGGACACCAGAUGGAAAGCUUUGUAUUCUUGAUUUUGGGCUUGUGACAAAACUGACAGAUGAUCAGAAGUACGGAAUGAUUGAAGCAAUAGCUCACCUUAUUCAUCGUGAUUAUGAUGCAAUCGUGAAGGACUUUGUGAAGCUUGGUUUUAUCCCUGAGGGAGUUAACUUGGAUCCAAUCUUACCUGUACUGGCUAAAGUUUUUGAUCAGGCACUUGAAGGAGGUGGUGCAAAGAAUAUUAACUUUCAAGAGUUGGCAGCGGAUCUAGCACAGAUAACAUUUGAUUACCCAUUCAAGAUACCUCCGUAUUUUGCUUUGAUUAUUAGAGCAAUUGGAGUACUAGAAGGUAUUGCUUUGGUGGGAGACCCUGAAUUUGCCAUUGUGGAUGAAGCAUAUCCAUAUAUUGCACAGAGGCUGCUAACAGAUGAAUCACCUAGACUGAGGAGUGCCUUGCGGUACACAAUAUAUGGCAAAACAGGUGUCUUUGACGCAGAGAGGUUCAUUGACGUUAUGCAAGCUUUCGAGAAUUUCAUUAGUGCAGCAAAGAGCGGUGGUGGGGAGGACAUGAAGGGUAACAUGGCUGAGCUGGGUGCUAUAGGAUUCCAACCUAACACCAGUUUAGUUCCUGCAUUCCCAAUGGCCAUUUCCCAACCCGAGAACCCAAUCAAAGCUCGGGCUGCUCUCUCUUUUCUACUCUCUGACAGGGGUGACUUCUUCCGGGAGUUCAUUCUUGAUGAGAUUGUGAAAGCCAUCGAUGCGGUUUCAAGGGAGCAACUGCUACAAAUUGCUUCAUCUUUUGGGGUCAGAAAUCCCGUCCCGGUUUUUGGCAUGGUUCCUGUGAGGUCCGGAGCAUUGCUUCCUACAAUCACAGAGGAAGACAGGAUCAUCUUGAACAAUGUCGAGAAGGUCGUCAAGUUUCUCUCGGCUGGGACGGCAAAUCCAACAGUCAACGGGGACGUAAAUGUCGUGUCUCUGGUGCAAGAGCUUCUACCCGUGUUGCCGAGCAUCACGUCGAAGAUCCUACCAGAUGUCUUGAGCCGGUUGUCAUCACGUGUAUUCGCACGGGUGAUCCGGGAAUCAUUUUUGUGA
Triticum turgidum subsp. durum (durum wheat) is the source of this 2721-nucleotide messenger RNA. The record is from the annotation of a GenBank genome assembly. NCBI's taxonomy places the organism in Eukaryota, Viridiplantae, Streptophyta, Magnoliopsida, Poales, Poaceae.